AUUGGACGAGGCCUGCGAAGCCCCGCCCGCGACGCGCGUCGAGUUUUCCCGCUCCGUCCCGGAGACUCGCCAGCUGCUCCCGGAUUGGCUCCGUGCGUCGCGGUCCCGCCUCGCGCCUCCCUCUCAUUGGCUAGCGCAGCGGCGCGGCGGCGUUCAUUGGCGGCGGCGGCGGUCGCUCGCGGCUGCCCUGCGGCGGGGCCCGGCGGAGGUCAGCGGGCGCCGGAGCGGCGCGGCGGGGCGGCGGCGGCGGCGCGGCCCGCGGCGCGCGCGGCAGCAGCGAGGACGCCCGCCCGCCCGCCGGCGCCCAAGGCGAGGCCGGACUCGGCGCCAUGGGCAAGAAGAGCAAGCGGACGGCGGACAGCUCGUCCUCGGAGGACGAGGAGGAGUACGUGGUGGAGAAGGUGCUGGACCGGCGCGUGGCCAAGGGCCAGGUGGAGUACCUGCUCAAGUGGAAGGGCUUCUCCGAGGAACAUAACACGUGGGAGCCGGAGAAGAACCUGGACUGCCCCGAGCUCAUCUCGGAGUUCAUGCGGAAGUACAAGAAGGCCAAGGAGGGCGACGGGGCCGCCAAGGCCCGCGACCGGGCCGAGGGCGCCAAGCGGAAAGCGGGGCUGCCCGCCGCCGCCACCGACGACCUCAAGGCCAAGAAGAAGCGGGAGAGCAACGACAUCGCCCGGGGCUUCGAGCGCGGCCUGGAGCCCGAGAAGAUCAUCGGGGCCACCGACUCGUGCGGCGACCUCAUGUUCCUCAUGAAGUGGAAGGACACGGACGAGGCCGACCUGGUGCUGGCCAAGGAGGCCAACGUGAAAUGCCCGCAGAUCGUCAUCGCCUUCUACGAGGAGCGGCUGACCUGGCACGCGUACCCCGAGGACGCCGACGGCAAGGAGCGGCCGGCGGCCAAGAGCUAAGGCGCCCCGCGCCCCGCUGUACAUACCGCGGCCCCCCCCGCGCCCCCCCCUCCCCAAAACCCCCCCCCGCCGCCGCCGCUCCGGCCCCCGCGGGGCCGUCACCGCCGGCCGGGGCCACGGGUGUCCUCCGUUGUCGUCCCCGUCUCCCUCAUUUUACACCCCCCCUGCCCCAAAACGGCGCCCUGGGGGGGGCCACGCACCCCCCCACACACCGGUGGCAAAUUUUGGGGUCCCCCCCCAUUCCUAUGGGGCACGGAACCCCCCCCCGGUGUGGGGCAGCCGCCUGGGGGUGGUUAUGGGGGGGGUCGGGGGGGGUUCGGCCCCGUCUCUGCUGUUUUUCUACCGUCGAUGUUUUUAACCGGGGCCCCCCCCACCUCCUUUCCCCCGGGGGGGCCUCCCCCCCCCUCGCCACCCCCCUUAAAUGUCUCCCCCCCCCCCCCCAAACCUUGUAUUUGCUUCCAAUAAACGGUCACUUUUCAGGA
Molecule: messenger RNA, 1390 nt
Organism: Dromaius novaehollandiae (emu)
Lineage: Eukaryota; Metazoa; Chordata; Aves; Casuariiformes; Dromaiidae
Gene: CBX5
Product: chromobox 5
Exons: 5
Coding region: 330-908 (192 amino acids)
Biological process (GO): chromatin organization; negative regulation of transcription by RNA polymerase II
Cellular component (GO): nucleus; pericentric heterochromatin
Molecular function (GO): chromatin binding
Source: RefSeq, a predicted model, not a curated record